AUGCCACGGUUUUCGCCGAAUUGUCUUGUUGAUCUAAGUUUUCAUCCUGAAACUCAAACUACUGUACUUGAAAUUAGCAAGGAUGUCACUCGCUCUGGAGUUUCUAACCCUCCCGCGGCCAGUGACACUGGGAACAACAGCAGCAGCAACAACAUUACCUUUGCCGAAAAGACCGUACCAGUGCAUCAACAUCAUGCACCAAAAGCAGAGAAAUUCAGUUGUAGUGCUACAAUAAUUGACUCGUCCCAUGGUUUAAUACUCUCUCACGGGUGUUUGCUCACCCCACUUUUAACUUCGAACUCCACGAAGUAUAGAAUUCAACGUAGUACUACCGAAGCGAACUUUGUCCUCUUCGAUGAUGAACCUAAAGCCGACGUCGGUGAGUACACUUUGCAGGUUUUGCUCAACGAACUGGCGCCCUCUCAAAAAGACGGCAACGAUGCGAAGAACUUAAAACGCUUCCCAGCACGACCCGUGAUUGCGUGGGACUGUCCCAGUCUCAUAAAUGUACUGCACACUUUUUUCCCGAGCUCCGAUGGCUGGCGUUUCGUUGAUGAUGCACAUUCUGUUUCCAUGACAACAGAUGAGAGAAAAGAUUACCUGAACUAUGAUGAGCAAUCUAUACAGCCAAUACCAUCCAAAUCAGAGACGGCUCUAACAGCAAAUGAUCUGAUGACAUGGUUUGUCUUGUUAAAAAUUGAAUGCUGGGAGAAUUGCAGGACUGACCCUGUCAAGAUCUUGCCUAGUUCCAGGCUCAUCCAGGGCCAAUCACUCAUAACCAUAGCAACACCCUUUGCCAGUAUUUGCCCCAUGGUGUUUUUCAACAGUCAGAGUAGCGGUAUAGUUAGCAAUGUAGCUGGGAACAACAAUACUCUAAUCAUGACUGAUGCAAGGUGCCUGCCGGGAACUGAAGGUGGUGCUGUCUAUACUAAGAUCUCAAGCACUGAGGUUGAACACAGAUAUUUGACAGGUUUGAUAGUAGCACCACUAUGUUGGAAGUCUAAUGAGUGGAUUGGACUGACUUUAGUCUGCAGCAUCUCAGAAAUCCUCCAUGUCCUGAAUCAAAUUUUGAAGACUACCAGACUGAAAAGGUUUCUUCAAAAUAUUGAUACCAGCGAAAUAUUCUAUAAAUGUAUCACCCAUUCAAAACAAUCUUAUGGGUUUGGCGUUUCAGAGGCGAUCAAGAGAGUUGUGUUAGUGCAAGCUGGUAGUGUGUGGGGAUCAGGUAUACUGGUUGGUAAUGAUACAAUACUAACAUGCAGACAUGUCAUCAGUGGUGCUAGGAAUGGUAUAGUACAAGUGAGAUUUGAUUAUCCCAGCAUGCACUGGGUAAGAGCCGAUGUCAUUUUCACCACCUCUGAUUUGUCAGCUUUCGAUAUAGCAGUGCUAAGAAUGCAGAAAAUUCACAAAUCAAGAUUAUCUGAUCUGAAAAUUGCCACCCAGUGUACAAAAGGAAGUGAUAUAUGUGUAGUGGGGCAUGCAUUAUUUCCAAGGGAACUUUCUAAACAGCCCUCAGUCACCUAUGGUAUUCUCUCAAAUAUUGUGAUAGUCAAGGAUAAACCAGUUUUGCUGCAGUCUACAUGUGCUGUUCAUUCUGGAGCCAGUGGUGGACCAUUGUUGAGUGCAAAGACUGGAGAACUGAUUGGUAUAGUUGCUAGCAAUUCAAAGGACACUGUCAGUGGUGCCUCAUUUCCUCACAUCAAUUUCAGCAUUCCCAUGGCGAUGGUUCAGGAGACGUUUGCUAAUUUUUUGAGAACGGGUGAUGUAAAGCUGUUAGAUUCUUGGAAUAUUCAUGACAGUCGCAUUCAGAAGAUCUGGAAAUUACAAGAUAGUCUGUCAAGUUACAAACAUGCCGACUUUUUGAACAGUCGAUUGUAGUAUUAAGAAAUCUGUUUUUAUAAGGGUUACGAUCAUCAUGACUGCAUACCAUGUGCUUGAAUGUAUUUCGAUUUUUUAAAAAUAAAUAAUUAUUUGUUGCUAUGCAUAGUAUGGGACCCCUACUGAA
Molecule: messenger RNA, 2005 nt
Organism: Saccoglossus kowalevskii
Lineage: Eukaryota; Metazoa; Hemichordata; Enteropneusta; Harrimaniidae
Product: peroxisomal leader peptide-processing protease-like
Biological process (GO): protein processing; regulation of fatty acid beta-oxidation
Cellular component (GO): peroxisome
Molecular function (GO): serine-type endopeptidase activity
Source: RefSeq, a predicted model, not a curated record